This is a messenger RNA of Acanthosepion pharaonis, 1473 nucleotides long. The record is from the annotation of a GenBank genome assembly. Lineage: Eukaryota; Metazoa; Mollusca; Cephalopoda; Sepiida; Sepiidae.
AUGUCAAUUGAUAUCUAUCUCUGUCUGCUCACAUCUAUCUAUCUAUCUAUCUCUCUGUCUGCUCACAUCUAUCUAUCUAUCUAUCUCUGUCUGCUCACAUCUAUCUAUCUAUCUCCUCACAUCUAUCUAUCUCUGUUCACAUCUAUCUAUCUCUCUGUCUGCUCACAUCUAUCUAUCUCUCUGUCUGCUCACAUCUAUCUAUCUCUAUCUGCUCACAUCUAUCUAUCUAUCUAUCUCUCUGUCUGCAAGCAGCAAAGUGAAUUUUCUUCUUUGUUUGGAGGAAUGGGGGAGUGUUUUUUUCCCCUCAUCCUAUCACUCUUUUUCCUCUCUCUAUCUGUGCAUGUUAUUUUUAGUUUCUUUCACUUUUUGUUCUGGAUUUUCUUUUGCUUUCAUUCUGGUUUAAUUUCUCCUUUCAUUCACUAUCUUUUUUUUUUUUUCAUUCUUUUCUAUCUUUUUCUUUUUUCUCAUUGCUCUCCUUUUCUAACUGUUUUUUUUCUCUCUUCCUUUCCUUCUUUUUCUCUUUUCCCUUCUCUUUCCUUUUUUCUUUUUUCACCACUUUCUCUUUUCUUCCAUUUUUCUCCCUCUCUCUUCUAUUCUCUCCUCCUUUCUUUUGCUGACUCCUCUCUUUGUGUCCAUUAUACUUUCUUUUUUAUUCUUUUUUUCUUUCCUCCCUUUUUUCUCCUUUUUCUUUGUUCUCUUUCUACACUGGUAGCUUUACAUCAACUCUUUUCUUUCAUACAUGUCUUUCUCUCACUGACCUUCUCUUCUUCCUUCUCAUCUCUCCUUUAUUUUUUCACUCACCUUCUCUCCACCGUGUUUCUGGAUGUGAAUCUUCGAGUUCUUGAAGGAGAAACGCGUAUGACAUUGGUAUUUGAAUAUAUUGAUCAAGAUUUGGCCACGUAUCUUGAGCAGCAUCCAUCCAAGAGUUUAGGACAGGAAAAAAUCAGGGAUUUGAUGGCACAGCUAUUAAGUGGUAUUGAAUUCCUCCAUUGUCACAAAGUGGUACACAGAGAUUUGAAGCCACAGAACAUUCUUGUAACUCGAAAUGGAUUGCUAAAAAUUGCAGAUUUUGGUCUGGCACGUCUCUAUGCUUUUCAGAUGACACUCACAGCUGUGGUUGUUACACUUUGGUAUCGUGCUCCUGAAGUUAUACUACAAGCUCAGUAUGCCACACCUGUUGAUAUGUGGAGUUGUGGAUGCAUAUUUGCUGAACUUUUCAACAGAAGACCAUUAUUUCGUGGUCAGUCAGAAAUUGAUCAAUUAGUAAAGAUUUUUGAUGUGCUUGGAUUACCGCCCAGAGAAGAAUGGCCGGACAAUGCUUUUUUGCCUCGCAAUUCUUUCCAGUCUUUAUUACGGAGACCAUUAGAAGAAUAUGUGCAAGGAAUCAGUCCUUUGGCCAAGGAUUUGUUAUUGGUAAGUAUUUUCCUAUCCCAUUUUGUCUGGUCGGCAGCUUCAUUAAAGCCUGCGGAUUGA